Molecule: messenger RNA, 2155 nt
Organism: Anopheles darlingi
Lineage: Eukaryota; Metazoa; Arthropoda; Insecta; Diptera; Culicidae
Product: leucine-rich repeat-containing protein 58
Exons: 6
Coding region: 445-1515 (356 amino acids)
Molecular function (GO): protein binding
Source: RefSeq, a predicted model, not a curated record
CGGCGGUACCAGUCAGUCGGUAGUCGUUCGAGUGGCCAGACGCGACCGCGGUCGGUUGCGCACCGUUGAAGGAGUACCGCAACGCUCGCGAGUAGUAGUAUCCGUCUGUCUCUGUCUCCAUUACGCCCGUUCCCGGGAACGGACCCACCAACUGAUAAGCUGGUGAUUGCGUUCAGCACUGUGCAGUACUGUGUUUGUCCGGCAGCGCGACGCUACGGACACAGACGGACCGCUCUAUCUACCCUCCGUACGUACCUUCCUGAGUUGGGUGGUGGUCACGCGGCUCAUCCUACGACGUCAUCCCCGAUCGUUCCCGUAUGACAUAGCAUCAACCUUCGGCCUCCCACGUUUCGCCGGUGCCGGUCGGAGGAAACCCCUUAGUGGUCACGCUUGCUCGAUAGCGAACAACGACGCCCUCGGUGGAUCAGUAGCCGCGCCGAAAAGAUGGAUGUCGUUUAUACUUCCGACAGCUGCGACAGUGACUCGCGCGAACAGAAAACCGUUGAUCUGGGCCACUCGAAUAAGCGCCAUCUGGACGAUGAUCUGAUGCGCGUCUCAAAGUCGAAGAAGCUGGCGGAAGACAUCGAGACCGUGCUCCUGAACCACAACAAGCUGGUGCGCGUUCCAUCGUCGCUGGCCGAUUUCACCAACCUGCGGGUGCUGGAUUUGAGCAACAACCAGCUCGAGGAACUACCGGACAUAAUCACGCAGUGCCAGCUGACGACACUGAUCGUGAAGAACAAUCUGCUGACGGACAAAUCGCUACCGAAAUCGUUGCUAGCCGCCGCUGGUAAUGGCCUCCGGGAGCUCAACCUGAGCGGUAAUCGUUUCGAGCAUUUUCCGGAGCAGAUCAUCGAGCUGCGCUCCCUGAAGUAUCUGUACCUUGGAGGGAAUCAAAUCACGAAUGUACCCAAGGACAUUUGGAAGCUACAGCAGUUGCAGCUGCUAUCACUUGGUGGUAACCUGAUCAGCGAAAUCCCAGAAACCGUCGGACUGCUGAAUCAUCUGCAUGCACUCGUACUCUGUGAUAAUCUGCUCGAGGUGCUACCCGCGUCCAUUGCCCGCCUGGUGAACCUGAAGUCCCUGCUGCUGCACAAAAACCAGCUGCGCCAUCUUCCACGGGAAAUCAUCACGCUGCGAAACCUGACGGAGUUGAGUCUGCGUGACAAUCCAUUGGUGGUGCGUUUUGUCAAGGAUAUGACCCUAAAUCCUCCCAGCUUGCUCGAGCUCGCUGGACGUACCGUGAAAACCUGUGCCAUUCGUUACGGACCGGAAGAUUUACCGCGCAUGCUAAUAGAGUACCUGCAGACGGCCAACUGCUGUGUCAACCCCAACUGCAAAGGAGUAUUCUUCGACAAUCGAGUAGAGCACAUCAAAUUCGUGGAUUUCUGCGGCAAAUACCGUAUACCGUUGUUGCAGUAUUUGUGUUCUUCUAAAUGCGUCGCCGAUACGAGCUCGUCGGAUCCGGGCAGCGAACCAAGCAGCAGCAUGAUGCGUAAGGUGUUGCUGGGCUAGCAAGAAGCUCGUUACGCUGCUGAUGGAGUACAAAUUGUUACGUUUACCGCAAUGUGCCGUUGGAAAAAUCCGAGACCGAUCCAAUCCGUAGACCAACAACGCUCGGUUGAUCCGGGACAAGUGCAAGCAGCCUAGGAAUCACCAUACCACAUUUUUACUUCAUUGGAACAUUGGAUUAUCGUAAGGAUUCGUUUAGUGGAGAGAAAACAAACACAAAAUGUCAAAUCUGCUUAAGACGUACCAAUUAGGAGCCUGCAGCAAUUAACCGAUUUAUUGAAAGAUGUGCAUCAUCGAACGGGUAACGGGUUUCUAUCAAAUUCAAUGUUCAAAAAGGUUCCAAACAGUAACACAAGCUGAUCCAAAAAGGGCAAUUUGAUGAGCGUUCAUGCUUGGAUGCCUAAUGCGAACACAAGUCAACACAGAGCUAUUCAGAUAGGCUAACAAACUCCCCUCCACUUUAACCUGCAGCAUCCAUAUUAAUUGUUAGCAUAACGGCAGUGCCUCUGGUGGGAGAGAAUAAUGUGAUGAAGUGCUCCAAGAGCAGGUAGGAAGAGAAGGGCAAAGCUGUAGAUUUUAUGUUGUGUACACAUGCGUUGAACCGUAAAUAACUCUGGCAAAGAAUUCAACAAACCAAGCGAUA